Molecule: messenger RNA, 1827 nt
Organism: Sorghum bicolor (sorghum)
Lineage: Eukaryota; Viridiplantae; Streptophyta; Magnoliopsida; Poales; Poaceae
Product: plant cysteine oxidase 2
Exons: 5
Coding region: 150-998 (282 amino acids)
Molecular function (GO): oxidoreductase activity, acting on single donors with incorporation of molecular oxygen, incorporation of two atoms of oxygen
Source: RefSeq, a predicted model, not a curated record
CUUCGACGACUAUAAAAAUCUUCGGGUACUCCUAAGUUUCCCAGCUCAAUCAGUGCAAGAAUGCCGGCACUUUUGGCUGCCGUCGUCUAGAGCUCUCUCCAAGUCCAAGCCCUUGCCCCUCACACUCCCGCCGUCCCGCGAGGGCUUUGAUGCGGGUGGAGUCCAGCGGCGGCGUCCCUGAGCUGGAAGACAGCAGGUGGGCGCCGAGAGACGCCGGCGCGCAAGGCCGGCGGCGGCAGCGGCAGCGACGGCCGCGGCGCGGCGCGGGGGCGCCCCAACCGAUGGCCGCGCCCGCCACCGCCGUGCAGCGGCUCUUCGAGGCGUGCCGCGAGGUCUUCACCGGAGCUGGUCCAGGCGCGGUUCCACCGCCGGCCGGCGUCGAGAGGAUCAAGUCCGUUCUAGAUAGUAUCACAGCAGCAGAUGUUCGUCUAACAUCCAACAUGUCAUAUUUCCGACGUGUUGAUCCCCAUGGUACUCCAAAAAUCACUUACUUGCACCUAUACAAGUGUGAAGCUUUCUCGAUUGGCAUCUUUUGUUUGCCUUCAAGGGGUGUCAUUCCUCUACAUAAUCACCCUGGCAUGACUGUGUUCAGCAAGCUUUUGUUUGGUGCCAUGCAUAUAAAAUCUUAUGACUGGGCUGCUGCUCAACAAGAUACACCUGAUCAACUGCAAGGACCACAUUUGGCAAAGGUGAAGGUUGAUGGCAUCUUGACUGCACCCCAUGAAACAUUGGUACUAUAUCCAGAAGAUGGUGGUAAUAUGCAUUGCUUUACUGCACAAAAUGCUUGUGCAGUGCUUGAUGUCCUUGGCCCUCCAUAUGAUGAUGGUAGUGGAAGGCACUGUCAGUACUACAAUGUCGCUUCCUCUGCAAUUUCUGUUGCAGGCUCAACUAUAGUGCCUGGAGGUGACAGAUAUGAAUGGCUGGAGGAGAGCGAGCCACCACGAGAUUUUUAUCUUGUUGGAUCAACAUAUAUGGGCCCAAGAAUUUUGGAUCAUUGAACUCUAUGCCUGUGGGGAUGCUUAAUUUGGUUUCUUGGAGAACAUGAGUUUUGCAUACAUAUAUUCCUGAAAGAAGGUGACCAAAUGGAAAUUUGUACAUAGAUAACUGGAUCUCAAGGCCUCCAUUGAUUAUCGUUAACUGUUGGUCUUCAUUAAUUCAACUGGAAGACUGGAACUGCUUAGUAAGAACCAAUGAGAACAAGGAAAGUGCUUGCUAAAUAGGUUAUGCAUGUAGACCCCUGUUUAUACCCCCCUCCCUAGUUUUCUGUAUCUGCUGUCCCUAUCUGUUAGAGUGUGAUUCAAUCCUACUCAUUCUUGGGUUGGCAAAAUGUUGCCUGAUCUCCUUGGUGUCCUAUGCAUCUAAACUACCGAGGAAACCUUGGAACACCUCUUCUUUAAGUGUGUCUUCGUGCAAGCUUGAUGUCUCAGUCAUAAUCUUAGUGUUGACACCGGGGUUGAACCUUUUAUCACUUUGGAACAUUUCAAACAAUAGUUGGGAGUCCCUCUCUACAUGGAAAUUAUCAUACUACUGAGCUGGAGCAUUUGGGUCUCAAGGAAUGACCACAUCUUGCAAGGAAUUCUGUCGCCUAUAUCAAAAUUGCCGAGCCUUUUUCAAGGAAGAGUUUCCUCUGGUUACCCAAAGAGAGAAGAAGAAAUAUUUUCUUUUAUAGAAAAAUAGCUAGAGAGCCAAUUGUCAUCUUAUUAUAUCCUUUGUGUCCUGUUUUGUUUCCUGAUUUCUGCUGCUUAGGCAUAUCAAAUUGCCGAGCCAUUUUCAAGAAAGAGUUUGCUCUAUUUAUCCAAAGAGCGAAUAAGAAACAUUUUCCUUUUA